Messenger RNA from Myotis myotis, 2527 nucleotides. RefSeq names its product erythroferrone (gene ERFE). The transcript has 6 exons. Lineage: Eukaryota; Metazoa; Chordata; Mammalia; Chiroptera; Vespertilionidae. The record is from RefSeq and is a predicted model, not a curated record. Gene Ontology annotation, biological process: negative regulation of gluconeogenesis; positive regulation of insulin receptor signaling pathway; positive regulation of D-glucose import across plasma membrane. Gene Ontology annotation, molecular function: hormone activity. Bases 59 to 1159 code for a protein of 366 amino acids.
GCGUGUUAUAAGGCGCGGAGCCUGAGAGCGAUUCAUUCCAGAGGUGCGCACCGCCUUCAUGGCCGCCGCCGGAGCCCGCCUCCUGCUCUUCCGCGCCGGCCUGCUGGUCGCCGCCGCCGCCGCCGCCGCUGACCUCGGGUCCGGGGAUGGCUGGGAUGCCGGUGCGCCCCCAGGGAACCGCGACCGCCCGGAGCUGCCCGCCGAUACCGCGGAUCACCGCAUGAGGCGUGCCACCACCGGCCUGCCGGAGUCCACCACCGAGAGAACACCCAGCCAGGACCCCUGGGAGACCUGGAAAGCCUUCCUCAGGCACAACAUGGAGAACGCUAAGGCCAGGAAGAACAGAGGCAAAGGCAGGAAGUUGGAGCCAUGCCCCCGAACCUUUGUCCUCCUGAAUGACUCAAGGCCCAUCAACUCAUCAGAACUGGUGAAGGAGUUCCGGCGGCUGCUAGAAGAAUUGGUGCCACUGCGAGAGCGCUUGGAGCUGGGCCUUGCCCCAGAGGAGGCAGCAGGGGACAGGGACAGGGUGCCCUCGCUGACAGAGGCCCUGGCCAUGAGCCCACCGCUGGUGGGGGAUGCCUUCCACUGCCGCCUGCGCCAGAAAGUGUCGGUGGAGCGGCGGACGCUGCACGAACUUGGUGGCUACUACCUGGUGAGUCCUAGCCUGGAGGGGCCCAGGAGAGGGUGUGUGGUGGGCCCAGGUGACCCUGUCUGCGCUCCACAGCCCGAAUCUGAGGGCGCCUUCUAUCGCGGCCUGGGCCUGAACCUGACCAGCGGCCAGUACACAGCGCCAGUAGGGGGCUUCUAUGCUCUUGCGGCCACGCUGCACGUGGCCCUCCCUCAGCAGAGGAAGCCAGAGCAGCAGCGCCCUCGGGACCGCCUGCGCCUGCUCAUCUGCAUCGAGUCCCAGUGCCAGAACCACACCUCCCUGGAGGCUGUCAUAGGUCUGCAGAGCAGCGGUGAGCUCUUCACCAUCUCCGUGAACGGUGUUCUGUAUCUGCAGGUGCAGGGGCAGGCUUGGGCAUGGGGGGUACCACCUGGUUGUGGCCAUGGGGUGACCUGGCAGGGAGGGGUGCUGGUGGGCACUAAGGGGCUCUGGGUGCAGCACCCCAACUCCAGGCUUGGGAGAGGCGUUGAGACCUCCCAAAUCCCACACUGAGGGCUGGUGCUCCUAGUGGUAGAACAGGGGUCAGCUCCAGAGCCCAGACUGACCUCCCUCAUGACAUCUGAGCCCAUUGCCACUGCAGGAAGCAGCACAUGUAGUUAUUUCCUACACAAAUCUCUUUCUAGCACUGGGGAUUUGGGCAAGUACUCAAGGAAUUGAUGCAAAGGUGAGAUUCACUAAAAAAGAAAAACUGUCAGUGUGGAUGUGAACAGCAGCUCACAUUUAAAUAGCACUAUGCAGGCCCCAUUCUGAGUGCCCAUUUCACUGUCACGGCGCUCUGAGGGGGGCACUGCCAUUAUUCCCAUUCACAAACAGGGAACAGAGCACAGCACGGUUAGAUAACUCGCCGAGCUCACGCAGCAGUCAGGACUGCAGGCCCAGCUGCUGAAAGGCAUGUAGUGGUCUGGUCUGGUCACAGGCACCAAACACACGGGGGAGUCAAAUGGCUCACGGUGCACCUGGAGUCCUAAAAUGCGGGAGGGGUGGGUCCCCGGAGUCUGCAGUUUUGGGAGUUCCCAGGGGAUGGGAUCCUGCUGGUGUGUGGACCACAUCUGGAGCAGCCACGCCAGAGUACUGAUCAGUCCCACGGUAGCCCUGCCCCGCAGGUCAGAGACCAGGCCUGUGGGACGGGGCCACCCUCACACCCCAGGUUAGAGCUUUACAGGCUCCAUAUGCAGCACAGAAGCAUGUUGGACUCUUGACCCCCUGCUGGCCCUGAGCAGAGGUUCGCUCUCACAAAUGCGAACUGCAGGAGCCCAUAAGCGCAGGGGCCAAUGGAGCUGGAGAGAAAGCACUAGAACGGGGCAGAGGUGCUGUUUUGAGGGUGUGUGCCAGUGCCCAGGCUGACGCUGCCCGUCUCACAGCUAGGGCAGUAUACCUCCGUCUUCCUGGACAACGCUAGCGGCUCCCUCGUCACUGUGCAAGACGGCUCCCAGUUCAGCGCUCUCCUCCUUGGCAUCUGAGCAGUAUCGAGCUGGAUCCCAACAAUCCUUGGGCAGUGUUGGAGUGACAGAGGCCACAUGCAGGAGAGAGCCCAUUCAACUGCACACAGUGGCCCCUGCAGUUCAGCUCAGAGAUGGCCACUCCAGGCAGCCUGGGGAGGUGACAAGCAAACCUGCUGUCCCAGAACCAGAAAGGACUUUAAGAUCCCGCUUCACCAGAGUUCAGCGCACCCAGGCCUGGGACCCCCGCUGCUGGCCUACUGGCUUGUCUAAAAUCUCAGUUCCACCGGCCUGCAUGGUUUAGUGGUUGGGUAUCAACCUAUGAACCAGGAGGUCACAGUUUCAUUCCUGGUCUGGGCACAUGCCCAGGUGCAGGCUCGAUUCCCAGUGUGGGGCAUGCAGGAGCCAGCCAAUCAAUUAU